Messenger RNA from Acanthopagrus latus (yellowfin seabream), 3943 nucleotides. It is a transcript of the gene evc, whose product is annotated as ellis-van Creveld syndrome protein. The transcript has 20 exons. The record is from RefSeq and is a predicted model, not a curated record. Gene Ontology annotation, biological process: smoothened signaling pathway. The coding region runs from base 344 to 3226 and encodes 960 amino acids. NCBI's taxonomy places the organism in Eukaryota, Metazoa, Chordata, Actinopteri, Spariformes, Sparidae.
GCUUUUCCGGGCUAAAUCUAUCUGUUUUGACGCAGCUCGUCCUCCUGUUAAAUUUCCGUCCUCCCAUUGGCUAACAUACAAAGUUUGUCGUUUAGGGAAAAAAAGUUUUAUUGGAAGAAGUUGUCGCACAUCGUAGGUUGCUAAUGUUUUAAAAUAUAAAACUUAGUAAUUCGGAAAAAAACCCAACAUUUAAAAUCCUACGCAAGUAAUAAACUUGAACGAGAACAACCUGGAGCUAAUUUACUGUCUUCGAGCUGAACAGUUUGGGGAACGUUAGCUAACUGGAGGCUGGCGACAAAAUGCUAACAUCCAUAACGUUUAUGUUUAUCUGCUUUGUUGGGAAAUGGCAGAGCAGGACCCGAUAGCGGGAUGCAGCACCGAUGUGCUGGUCAGUUUCGCCGAGUCUCUGCAUAUAUACACUGGACUGCUGACUGUGGCUACAGUGUGUGGAGGUCUUUCAGGGAUAUUAGCAGCUGCUCUACUAUAUGUCUACUGCCUGAAACCCUUGCUGUUGACGAGACAAGGUUACAAUGCAAGGCGUCUGCUUGAACCUGAUGACGGAGAAGUGGACAACAACCAGAGUGACUGUGUCAGCAGCAGCAGAAAGGAGGCUCCCAGUGUCCCCACCAAUGACAAAGAGAAGAAGCAGUCACCCAUGAACAGUGAUGUGGCUGCAUUUGCAUCCAGAGCAAAGGUGGUUUAUCCCAUCAACCAAAAGUACAGACCUUUAGCAGAUGGAGCAUCCAACCCAUCACUACAUGAGCACUCCAAGUUGCCAGCAAUGCCUAACGAAGAGUCAUCCUCCUCCACGGAGGGAGAGUCUCUGAGCCAAGAGCAGGACAACGAUGACAGCAGUCAGUUCAUCUCCUCUUCGCUGGUCCCAAGGAGCCUGCAGAAUCAGAGCUUCACCAGGGUCUCCCACUACCCUCACACGCUCACACAACCAGGUUUCGAAGGUAGGAUCAGCCUUUACUGUUUGGCCCUGCAGGAUUUACAGCAACAUUGCUCCCAGCUUCAGGAAGAAAAAUAUCUGAUGUAUCUUCAAAUGGUUAAAAUGGUAUUCAGCUGUCGUUUCCCAAAAGACAAAAAUGAUGCUGACUUCUCCAAGAAUAUUCUUCAAAUGCAAGAAGAGGAACUGAACGAACUGAAGAAGCAGUUUCCAACAAGCCACUCUGCCAGUGAGAAAAAUGAUGAUGCUCCCUGUACAUUGGAGGAGAUUGAGAGAGCCCAGAAAGAUCUUCUUGAGCAUGGCCUUCAAGUGUCUAAGCGCUUCAGCAAACAGUUGGAGGACUUGUGCCAGCAUCUUCUGAAGAGGACCAGUGUUUUAUCUGCAGAUGAAGCCCAGGAUGUGAUUCUCUCUCACAUCCAGACUCUUGUGUUAAUAGAGAACCACCUGAUGAACACACAAGAAGCUGAUCUAAAGAGGAUCCAGCAGAAGUUGUUGUGGUGGGAGGAGCUGACUGGGCUUCUUCAGUCCCAACCUGCCUUGCUAAAGCGAGAAGUGUCUCUGAGGCAGGGCCUGAUAGCAACAACACUGGAGCAGCUGACAAGCGAUGACCUCAUGUUGUUUAGCCACAUGGAAAAGAUACUUUCAGAGGUCCAGACAACUCUUACCGAAGGCCUUCAACAGUGCACUGAGGAGUGCAGGAGGAAGACAAAGGAGCUAGUGAACGACAAGUGCAGCAGAAUGGAGUCCAAGAAGAAGAAGCUUUUGAGGAGCCAGACCAAGGAGAAGAGCUGUGCCCUGGAACUGAGACAGGCACACGGUGACCUGCAGCAGCUCACCAAGAUGUACCAGGAGCUGCUGACAAAACACAGGCAGCAGAUUUCAGACUUAGAGCAGCAGCAGGACAACAGGGUUGCUGAAACCCUCUGUGACCACUGGAAGAAACUCCGUACCUUCUGGUCAAAGAGGCUUGGGGAGAUCACUAAGGACGUCUUUUGCACCUCUGUGCUCGCCCAGACAAAUCUCUCUGCCGAGCGCUGUGAAGAGCUGUGGUUGGAUCUUGAGCAGGAGCUGGCAGCACAGCUGCAGCAGGCAGAGUGCACUAUUAAGCUGCAACUGGGGGACAUGAGGGCUCAGCUGGAUAAAGAUGGACAGGUGUGGAGUGAGGAGAUGGCUCUGGUGCAGGCCUGUCUCAAACACCUGAGUGAACAACAGAUGAAGAUCCUCAGAGCCAUAGUGGCCAGACAGAGCUACACCCUCGACAGUCAAGUAGGGAGGUUGAUAGAGAAGAAACAUGAGCACCUGUUGGCAGCAUUGCAGAGGUACUUUGUGGUCAGGCACUUCUGUCUGCACAUGCUUAAGGAGAUGAGGCUGUCCAAGCUGAAGGCACUCUCUCAGAAUGAUUUUAGAGCUGUGCUAAUGGAUGACCCCAGUAAAAGCCAGCCCUGUAUCAAUUCAGCUCUCAAGAACAGCAGUGCCAGCCUGGCAGAGAGGCAUCUGGGUCCAGAGAGUCAGCUGGUGGGCCACAGCUUCCAACAGGAGUUCCUGUCUGAACUAGAAACGGGGACAGAGCUUCUUCAGGGCCAUGCACAAGUAGUGCUAGGCAACGCCCUCAGCCACGCCAUCCAACAGAUGAUGGAGACGCUGCCCACUGAGUCACAAACUUCUCCCAAAGAGGAUGACGGCUUGAAGCGCCACCUGACAGAAGCUGCCUCGGAGAGUGUGUAUGUGACCAAAGACUCUCUCACUGCUCUGGUUCAGAGCUACUACUCCCACCUGCAGGACAUCAUCAAAAAACUACAACAGGAUCGAUCAAACAUAGACCAGGAUGAGAGUGAGAGACAUGAGAGCAGCAGUCAGCUUCACAGAUCCUUGCUGAGGGAGUUGAUGAACUGGGGCAAGAAACCGACCUCUGCUGAGUUUCAACAGAGGGUUGAACUCCAAAAAAGGAAAGUGUUGGAGCAGUGUGAAAUGGAACAGGGAGUGAUAUACGAGGAGCUGAGGCGGAAAAAAGUCGUGCAGGAUCGGGACAUGGAAAUGAGCAAAGCACAGCUGCUGGAGGCAGAAGAAGGCUUCAUAAAGGAGCUGGCAGCCUUGGCCCGAGUUUCUCUCCACACUUCAGAUCCAGAAGCCAGCGGUGAUGAGGACAACAUGGGUAAUCAGAGUGUUAAUAUACUGGACCUGCUUGCCCUAAACCCAGCAUUAGAUCCGGCCUUGAAUCCUUCCCUGACUCCAACGGCUGUAACUCCAGCGGUGAAAUCCAAACCAAAGAAGAAAUGAAAACGACAUCUCAGCUGAAAUCUUAGUGCAGUAAUGUCUCCAUAUAUAGGCUGCAGUGAUGUCCCGUAAAAAAGUGUUACUCUUAUUUUUAUAGUUGGUUCCUUAUAAUGUAAUGUAACUACAUGUCUGUUGGUAGCCAUUUUACCGUAAGGAUGGUACCUCUGGUUUGGUUGCACUGAAGGAUAAGUUGACCCAAAAAUUAAAUGCAGUCAUUGUCUAGUCACCUUCAUGCAGGUGGAAAGUCAGGUGAAGUUUGAAAAGACGUCAUUUAAAACGCUGAUGCAUGACUGAGCUGGUGCACCUACUUCAAACGGGAUCCUUGCUAACAUUUUGAGCUUAGCAGCUAAAGUGUAGUCUGUAAAUAGGGUGUAAACAAAUGUUUGAAGCCAUUUCAUGUUUUGUCCCCAUCUACUACAGUUUAGGAGAAUGCUGCAAUGCUACUUUGCUGUGAGGAUCCACAAUUGUUUGGCGACUGCGAAACUUCACCCGACUAAUGACUUAAUUUUCAUAUUUGAGUGAACUUUUCCUUUAAGUGUGACGCAUCUGUCCCAAAUUAGUGUGUAUAAGGACUGUUCAGUCUAAUUUUAAAUGUUUCUAGAAGUGUUUACUGACAUGUUGGAUUGAUGACAAAUGUUGUCUUUCUGCAAUUAGUCUGUAUUUUUUUCUAAAUGCCAUGUAGCAUCAAACAUCGCAUAAAAAUAAUAAUAACAAAGCAUU